UCUUUUCAUUUUUAUUUGUAGCCUGUCGUCAUCAUUGACAGUUAUGACUUUUGCGUUGAUCUGUCACCGUUCCGGAGGGAAAGUCAUUCAUUUUCAAUGAGCUCAUCGAUGUACUUGCUGCUACGCCUUGACGGUUCCUCGAGAACCUAACCUUUCUGUAACGGCCACGCGUGCGCUUUACACAAACCAUGCUUGAACACGGGAAUUUUCUAACAGUAGCACCGUCGAGCGGUCUCGAGCUUGUGUCGGGAUAAGGAUUUUCUGUGGCGAAUUAAUUAUUCGCGUAACAGAAUUAACAAGCGAAGUGUCGGUCGUCUUGAACGGUUCUCGUCGGAGCUCUCGAAAUCAUGGCUGGCAUCGUACCACUUUCUGGCAGAUCUGGUCGAAAACAAUGGACACUUCACGAUGGACCGCGAGGAUCUCUCAGACGACUGCGAUCUCAACUCGCCGAGGACGGUUGCCCGGAAUCUCAAGUAGUUUUAGCUAAGCAACUGUUGGAAGAAAGAUGUGAUCUGGAUGUUGAUAAGGAGGAAAAUGCAAAGUUGGGAGUAUACUGGCUUACGAAAGCUUCGGAACAGGGUAACUUGGAAGCAACGGAUAUCCUUAGGAAGUGUUUAGCAACCGGUCGCGGUAUCACUGAACAUAAUUAUUACGAUGUAAAGAAUUGCCUGGAUAUGACUCAAGAUGAGAAAUUAGCCAGAAGAGCGGCAAGGGAAAUGUUUACUAGUCUUUCAAAUGGGGAGGAUUUUAUCACAACAGAGCAGCUACAAAGACGAAUGAGGGACUUGGCAUCAAAUUCUAUCAAUAAUGCCAAUUGUUGCCAUUCGAAUAACAUGCCACAUAGUAAUUCUCAGAAGUCAGUACCUAAGAAGGAGGAAGAAAAGGAAAACGAUGUUCAUGAUUGGAUGCAUUGCCAAGGAGAGAAAAUCACAGAGGCAGCUUUAGUUUCUGCUGCUGCCAGCUACGCUCGAGGGAUGCUUCCUAUAGUUUCGCAUGCCCUCUGUAUGGUGGACCCGACUCAAAUGGCACUAGAUACCAUACCACUGUUACAAAGACCUUUAAUACACCCCCUUGCAUCUUUAAAGCGGCUUUAUAUUUGGCUAAUAGAAACGUUAGGGCAGAGGGGAAUGUCGAUUAGGAAGUUCCUCUUCACUUCAAACGUACACGUGCUGUUGUUGCUUCUAUUGUACUCGUUAUUUGGCACGGAGAGCCUCAUACUCUUCAUACCCAUGGCUCUAUACUACCUGUCCUUCACGGUAAUGGUCAUAGCCACGUUCCAGAUGUUACAACGGAAACGCGAGUUCAACAACUUCCGCGUCUGGUCGGGAUUGUUCCUCAGUUACUCGGGUGGCAACUUGAACCCCGAGGAGGCGGAAUACCAGUACUGCUGUAACAAUCUCAAGCCUUACGCUCACUUCUUUCUCGCGCUGCUUCUGAACUUAAUGAUCUACCCCAUCAUAGCUCAUCAGUGGACGCCCCAGUCAGAAUUCACCAUCAUAGCUGUCGCGUUGACGUUAGUCACGCUCUUGAACUUCAUGUGGAAGGACUCUUCCAGGUUCCCAGACUUCCUAGCGCUCUUCAGUUUCGGUGUUCACGUCCUCGCGAAAUACCCGUACGAAACGGACAUCGUGGUCGCGCAGGGAUGGAGGUUCCUCGACAUAAGGGUGCCCACUUUCGCCUCGUACGUCGUCGGGAACGGUAUAGAGUUCUGUCUAAAUUUCCGGGCAGUUUUCUACCUGCUGAUACCUGCGGUCUUCGCGAAAAUGGCCGCUCAGGACAAUUGGCGGGGCACUUACCAGACUUUAAUACCUCAUUGUGUGACGUUAAGCUGGUGGCAAAUAGCCAUCUUCAGCUCUCAAGGGGCGACGUGGUACGGAUUAAUUAGGGGUGCCCUUGCGUUGGUCGGUAUGGUACUUUUUUUGCCUCUGGCGGGAUUAGCGUCUAUUAUCCUACCAAUUGUGGCCGCUGCUAAAUACUUGUCGGAGAGUGACCUGGCCAUGAGAAUAGUGGUGACCGCUUUGCUCGGAGGGAUGCCAUUCUUCGCUUCCUGGUAUUUGCGGAAGACCAGGACCCCUAGGUUCAAUUGGAUCAUCACCGUCAUCCAGUUGUUCAUGGGUGUCGGUGCCGGGAUGUUCUUGUGCUGGCCGAUGAUCAUGGAGUACAAGCAGGAGCCGGACAUAUACAAAGUGAUCCCCACGCUGUCAUGGGAGCAAUAUCAGAACCACUGUCAUCAACCGGCAUGGGAGGAACUGUCGUCCAAGGCGCAAGUGCAAAUUCAGUGCGCCGAUCUGGAGGGAAUACUCGUCUCGUGGGAGGGCUACGUGACCAACAUUAAGCUGAAGACGUUGAGCAACAGCGUCGCGACGGUCUUCGACAAGCUACCCGACAGUAUCAGGAACGCGAUCGGCUGCAUGUACGGCGAGCCGCACUCGAACAACUGCGACUCCGUCGACCACCAGCGGCAAAAGAACUGCAGGCAUAUCGCGAGCAUUCAGAAGCGGAAGAACAAGUGCCACUUUCCUGCGUGGAACCAGUACGAGUUCGAGAUCUCGGUGAAGAUGAAAAGUGGCAUGUGGGGGAACAACGCGGAGGUUCUGCUGAUAGCCGAGCAUUCCUUCGCGAACUUCAGCCUGAACAUUUAUCCGGGGGACAAGAUCUGGUUCUCCGGUACUCUGUUGAACGACGGUUUGCAAGCGGAGUCCCUGCUAGGCGGCGCCGAGCCGCGCGUUCAGCUGGAGGAGAUCGGUUGCCUCGCGUGUCACUCCAUCGACUUGAAAUCUUACAAACGCUACGCGUAUCACAUAACGUUCAGCUCGGUUUUCAGCGACCUUUGUCUGAGCAUAAAGACUGUUCUGAACUUUCUGUUUAACCCUAUCGUGAUAUUCACAUAGAGAACGGGAUCGUGCAAUCUGUAGGAUGCAUCGAAUCGUGACUACUUUUAGAACGAAACCGUUUGCUCGAGACCUUUGAGUGUUUCCAUGGGGCGUUCGAGGAGGCAGACUUAGGUACUCGAGGAGCAAAGCGUGUACAUAUAAUCAACUCGCAGUUUUUCUCUUGGAGAACAUGUAUUACGGUCGGAGUAUCGAAUCUUCACUGAUUUCUCAUGUAUUACAGUUUCGUUUUUACAUUAAAGUUAUACGGUUUAUUAUAGUUGAAUUGGAAAUUAUUGUUGUUCGGAUAGUAGAGUAGGGAUUGAACGAGAUAACUUUUUUAACCGAUGUACGCAAGUCUAUAUAGAAUAAUAUACAAGCAUAUUUUGAUGUACCAACGCCUCAGGCAUUUAGAAUCUCAAUGAGAAUGAUAUCUAUGUGACGGAGAACACUUAUACAUAUACAUACAUAUAUAUACAUGUGUAUAUACAUAUAUAUACCUAUGUAUAUUUUAAGAUCGACAUAUUUUCGUAAAUAUUACUGCCAGUUAUAGAGACAAAUGUGCUUAAUAUUUUUCUAUUCCGUUUUCGGAAAAUGAAAGGGAAAAAAGACGGAACCUCUUGAAUCUUACUUUUAACACGACAAUUACACACAGUUUUUGUAACGUUGGAAAUCUCGACGAGGAACAUUAUUCGCAUCUAAAGACCGAAUUGGAUUUGACGUUUAAGAACCGGUGUAUCUACAACGAAUGUGAUGAUGUGAGUACCUAUAUUAUUGAUAUUUUAGUUUCUUAGAACUUGACGUUGCACCUCUGAAACUUCGAAAAUUGUAAUUUAGUUGUUGAACUAAUCUUUACUCGUGUAAAUGUCAAUGAAUAUUACGUGUAUUCGAAGAAAUAGUAAAGAUAUAUACAUACAUGUUGCAUAGGAGUUACAAGUUACUGUUGAAUCGAUGUCAAAUGUCUAGACUUUAAAAACAUAAACAAUUAAAGGAGUCUUCUGAACGGUUUAGAGAAAGUUGCGACGACAAGUUUAUUUUUCAUGUCAUAUCAGGACAAUAGUGACGGAAAUUAUAGUUGACAGAGAAGACAAAGAAAUAUAGAUGUGUGCCUUGAUGUUUUCUGUUUUCGAUCGAAUGAUUUUAUUGUUUAUGAUGAAAUAUAUUUAAAAGAUUGUAAUAUCAUCGUUAGAUUGAAUGCGUUCGUUUAAGUGAUAUAUUGUCUGAGAAUUUUGUAGGAAAUGUAUUUCCCAUGUGUACUUCUCUUCUUACAUAAAAUUGUUUAUGUUUUUCCAAGA
Messenger RNA from Nomia melanderi (Alkali bee), 4165 nucleotides. RefSeq names its product wolframin ER transmembrane glycoprotein wfs1 (gene wfs1). The record is from RefSeq and is a predicted model, not a curated record. Gene Ontology annotation, biological process: endoplasmic reticulum unfolded protein response; calcium ion homeostasis. NCBI's taxonomy places the organism in Eukaryota, Metazoa, Arthropoda, Insecta, Hymenoptera, Halictidae. Gene Ontology annotation, molecular function: protein binding. Gene Ontology annotation, cellular component: endoplasmic reticulum membrane.